Tribolium castaneum (red flour beetle) is the source of this 1284-nucleotide messenger RNA. It is a transcript of the gene Arl8, whose product is annotated as ADP ribosylation factor-like 8. Gene Ontology annotation, biological process: anterograde axonal transport; protein transport. The record is from RefSeq and is a predicted model, not a curated record. Gene Ontology annotation, molecular function: GTPase activity; GTP binding. NCBI's taxonomy places the organism in Eukaryota, Metazoa, Arthropoda, Insecta, Coleoptera, Tenebrionidae. Gene Ontology annotation, cellular component: lysosomal membrane. Bases 108 to 668 code for a protein of 186 amino acids. The transcript is spliced from 4 exons.
CGCCGGUGCCACUUUUGACGCUGGCUGUCAGGUCGGGUUGGGUAGUAAAUGACACUUGGUUUAUUUAUUAAACAUUAAUUGGUUACUGGUGUGACUGCGGCCCCAAAAUGUUAGCUUUAAUGAACCGGAUACUGGACUGGUUUCGCAGCCUGUUCUGGAAGGAGGAGAUGGAGCUGACGCUCGUGGGGCUCCAGUACUCCGGGAAGACGACGUUCGUGAACGUUAUUGCAUCUGGCCAGUUCAGUGAGGACAUGAUCCCGACGGUCGGCUUCAACAUGCGGAAAAUAACAAAGGGGAACGUCACGAUCAAAGUGUGGGACAUCGGGGGGCAGCCCAGGUUUAGGUCCAUGUGGGAGCGCUACUGCCGGGGCGUCAACGCGAUAGUAUAUAUGGUAGAUGCCGCAGACCCCGACAAAAUCGAGGCCUCCCGGAAUGAGCUCCACAACCUGCUGGACAAGCCCCAGCUGGCGGGGAUCCCGGUCCUGGUGCUGGGGAACAAGCGGGACAUGCCGCAGGCGUUAGACGAAAAUGGCCUUAUUGAAAGAAUGAAUUUAUCCGCGAUCCAAGACCGCGAAAUUUGCUGUUAUUCCAUCUCUUGUAAAGAAAAAGACAACAUUGACAUCACGCUCCAGUGGCUGAUUGCACAUUCGAAGUCAGGCAUGCGUUAAUAGCUCUGUGUGUCAGGUCAAAGUAAUCAUAUUUUAACAAAAUGCCAAAUUUUGGUUCGUAUGGUGCAAUUAUUAAUUUAGUCCUAUGGUCGGCUGUGCAUUAACACCAGUCUCAAUCCCGGAAAAUAUGCUUACUUUGGCGCGAAAUUUCUAUUUUCCAUUUCAAAAUGUUGUGGACCAUUCGCGCUUCAUCGUGUGCCCCCUUCGUUAAUUUUGCGUUAAGUUCAAGACUAAAUUGUGUGAUGGAUAGAGCUAUCCCUUUUGAAAUUAAAAAUAGAAAUUUAUAUCGAUAGGUUAAUCACUUGCUAAACAAUGUAGAUGUAAGUUACCAUAACUCUACAACUGUUAACACGCUGGUUUUUUCAUUCAUCGUUGUUAGAACGUUGCCGAUCGUCACUAGUCUCAUGACUCGAUUGCUUUCAUAGAUACGAAACAGGGAAAGUAACAAAUUGUUCUCUCAAUUAUUUUUUCCACAUUUUAUUUGUACAAAGUGAGAUUUUUUAUAUAGUUUUAAUUAUCGCAAUUAAGUGAGUAUUUGUUUGAAUUCAUUCAAUCAAUCUAUUAUUUUCUCAUUUAUUGUAGAAAUUCUAGGUCUGGAAUAAAAAUAUAUUAAGUG